GAUUCUUCGAGUGUCUUCGAACGCUGUAGUUUCGCGGGUGUGGACCGUUGAGCGCGUGCGAGGCGACUAGUACGGUCGAUUUCUGGCAGGAAAUCACCGAUAACAGCCGCUUUUAUCACCGAAAAUGCUCGAAAAGUGCUGGGAGGUCGCCAUUUGCCGAAACGGGAUGUCGUCAGCUCGUACUUUAAAUGGUCUAGCAUCUUCGAAUGGAUGAGCAAGAUAGCAAUGAAGGCACCAUUGGAGAGGACAAUUCAGUGGCCGACAGCAAUGUGCACGAAGUCGUCCGCUUACUGCUCACACCAAACGUGACCUUGGAUGAAGAUGUCGCAGAGGCGGAAGAAGAAGACGAUGUAACUGACCAAGGCUUGUUAGACCCAGGAGGGGCUGAGGUUGCUUCAGCUGUGGCUACUCUUGGUCUCUCACAGGAAGUAGACCCAUGUGGCCUUGGAGUCAAACUGGAAGACGGUUCGACUGCAUUUCUUCAGGGACUAGGUGGAACUACGCAUGCCAUCACGCUAGAGGAUGGCUCCACAGCUUACAUACAAGCCGGACCGAGGGGAGCCAUAGAGGGACUCCAGGCGGUAACCUUAGAAGAUGGCACAACUGCCUACAUCUCCACGACGACAACUGCUGAGCAGUUGUUUGGUUCUGAUGUGUCCGAAGCUACCCUUGGUUUAGAGAGCAUCACUGCUCAGGCAUCAGGCGACGACAACUGUGAGGAGGAUGAGACUGGUGCAAGGUCUACAAACAUCGUUCACAUGUCAAAUGGGGGCACCAACAAUGGGACGCCCACUGAAAAGGCAUUUAUGUGCCGUGUGGAAGGCUGUGGAAAAACGUACACUACACUCCACCAUCUAAAGGUACACGGGCGUGCACACACAGGCGAUCGACCUUUCAAGUGCCUUGUGGAUGGCUGCAACAAGAGCUUCGUGACCGGCUAUGGCCUCAAGAGCCACACACGUGUACACACAGGCGAGACUCCCUACCGGUGCACACACGAUGGCUGCAUUAAGACUUUCAAGACGUCGGGAGACCUGCAGAAGCAUGUCCGCACACACACAGGGGAACGGCCUUUCAAGUGUCCUUUUGAGGAUUGCAAUUGUGCCUUUACCACAUCGAACAUCCGAAAGGUGCACAUGCGCACGCACACAGGCGAGCGACCAUACGUCUGCAAGGAGGAGAACUGUGGUCGUUCAUUUGCCAGUGCAACAAACUACAAAAAUCACAUACGAAUUCACACAGGUGAGAAGCCUUACGUGUGCACAGUGCCGUCCUGUGGCAAGCGCUUCACCGAGUACUCGUCCUUGUACAAGCACCACGUGGUGCACACGCACAAUAAGCCAUACAUGUGCAAUCUGUGUGGCAAGAACUAUCGCCAGACCUCCACCCUGGCCAUGCACAAGCGGACAGCGCAUGGCUUGCUCAUUGACGACGCCUGCCUUGAGCUCGGAGUGGAAGAAGAAGAAAUGGAAGGAGAUCUGGACGAAGCAGGAACGAUACAAGAUGCAGCAGGGAUCAUGGAGGAGACGAGCCCGACAGGGAGACGCCGCCGGGCAGGGGGCAUGUCCAGCAUACCCAGCACUACAACAUUGGUGGUACAGCAGUCACCAGCUACAGGCGGUGACAAUACUCUGCGCCUCUCAUUUGACCCACAGACAUUACAGGAAGACGGCACGCUGGUUCAGACGCCAUCCGGCCAACAAAUCCUGCUCGUGGCUAACCCUGCGCAGUUGUUAGCACUGCAACAACUAGCACUCCAACAAGACCAGACAUUAGCCUUAGCCGACCAGCAACAGGACAGUCUUGAAGGAGAGGAUGUCGUCAUCGCUACAGCCUCCCUGCCUGACAACUAAGAAGUCGUGCGCUUUCUGUGUUCAUCAUCUGUGUUCAUUUUUUUUUUUAAUCUCUGUACAUACAUUAGCCAGGCGUUUCAGUGAAGAGUUCUCACUAGCUGCGGAUUCCUCUUACGAACGAUGAGAGAACUGCUGAAAGUAAGGAAUUUUGAGACUGGGUCAUAAUUUUUGUUGCUAAAACACUGUAGCGGGAAGAAUGCAAUAAUCGUCAUAACUUGACUAGAGCUCGUAAACUUGCCUAACAUCACAGGGAUUAUUGCAGUUGCAGAAUUGAAGACGAUCGGUGCUGAAUGCACAUCCAUUCAACAGGAACUCGAAGGUUAGAUUGCGCUUUAAGAUGUCCAUGUCUAAGCUAAUGACAGAACUCGCACGUGUCACUCCUAUAAGUUAACAAUACAGAACUUUUCUGAGGAUAACUGGGUGAAAUUAUGCAAAAUAUUUUUGUGUUUUGUGUACAGAUGUCUGGGACAGGUGUUCUAAACCAUUCGGUACUGUUAACUGCUUAGCAAAAUAGAGCAUUCAAUGGUUUUGAAUUCUGUAAUUGUAGUACAUUCAAUACAAAAAGACCCUCAUAAACAUUGGUUAGAGCUUACUUACUUUAUUGAAGAAUAAUCAGCAAAUAAUUUCGCAUCUAAGCCACCAGAAAAAUAUGUAAUUACAAAAAUUAUUGCCUUGUGUCAACUUUCCCUAGUGAAUUCAUUCACUGUAGGAACAUGCCAACUGUAAAUUUAUAUACAGGAUGAAAAAGUGCUCUUCAGCACAUAUUACUGUAUGAAAGUUAUGUUGAAUGAGUGACUUGUUUUGUAUAAAUAUGCUGAGAUAUUGCUGAUGCUGUGCAUCAAAUAAAAGCAUAAGCUAACAA
Messenger RNA from Rhipicephalus microplus (southern cattle tick), 2715 nucleotides. RefSeq lists its product as uncharacterized. The record is from RefSeq and is a predicted model, not a curated record. NCBI's taxonomy places the organism in Eukaryota, Metazoa, Arthropoda, Arachnida, Ixodida, Ixodidae. Gene Ontology annotation, biological process: regulation of transcription by RNA polymerase II. Gene Ontology annotation, molecular function: DNA-binding transcription factor activity, RNA polymerase II-specific; RNA polymerase II cis-regulatory region sequence-specific DNA binding. Gene Ontology annotation, cellular component: transcription regulator complex; chromatin; PcG protein complex.